Messenger RNA from Stomoxys calcitrans (stable fly), 643 nucleotides. RefSeq lists its product as uncharacterized. Lineage: Eukaryota; Metazoa; Arthropoda; Insecta; Diptera; Muscidae. The record is from RefSeq and is a predicted model, not a curated record. Bases 78 to 629 code for a protein of 183 amino acids. The transcript is spliced from 3 exons.
UGUAUAAUUGCAACAACUUAUAAAUCAGGCCAAAACAAUGUUCACUCUGUCAGUUGAGUGAGAAGACUACAACAAAAAUGUUGUUGCAUUGGAUAUUCCUGCUGCUGAGUACUUGGGAUUUGUUUCUCCAAACUCAAGCCAAACGUCGCUUCUAUCUUGAGCUGUAUAAUGCCAGUUGCAAUGAGUUCACUUUACCGGUGUUAACAUUUGAAUGCAAUUUAAUAAAAGUAGCCCGAAGUCAAUAUGCUAUAAGCGCAUCGGCAAUUUUUGAUCGGGAGCUGCCUCGCAGCGUCGAACUUGGCAUUAUUCUCUACACCAAACACAAAAGUGGAGAAAAAAGUCGCAGACUGACAAAUUUGAAGAUAAAUUUCUGCGAUUUAAUUAGCCAUGUCAACCUAAUACCCAUGAUUAAGGAAUAUGUGGUUUACUUUUAUAGGACAAGCAAUUGGCCAAUAGCGUGUCCAAUUUUGGGGAAUCAUAUGUACAACAUCACCAAUCUGACGGUUUCCGAGGAAGAUAUUCCUGCUUAUAGGCAGUUUUCACAAUUCAAUUUUAGCUUGACUUUGACGAACAAAGGCAAACAGUUUUCCACAUUUAAGCUGAUUGGAGCCCUAGUCCCCAGAACAUGAAGGCAACAUGGUCA